UUGCUUUCCGGAUGCAUUCGGAUUUUUUCGUCUUCUUGCCUCCAUUUUGUACCGACUCCGGGAUUUCCGGGAUUUCGUAGAACUGGGUUCGCUGGAGCCCAGUGGUCCACCGUUGAACAAUAUCGCCCUCGAUCAUUGGGCAGAAAUGUUAAUAGCAACAAGCGAUCCGGUUUCGUGAAUUUUUGACUUUAGUGCUUUCAUUUCACACUGUGAACUGUUUGGGAUAAGUUUGCAGAGUUGGCAUUCACCUUCAUUAUGACAGCGGACCACAGUCAACUCUCGCCCAACUAGUUAUUAUUAGUUACCAGUUUUUAUUCGGUGGCCGAUCAGACAGCGGAUCAUCGGCGAAAGAGCACCCGGUUACUGUUUAACAUUAAUGUUGUUUGGGACAAGAUCUCACGUCGAGACCGACAGAGUUUUUGUGCGGAUACCAAGUGCAGAAGAUUGAGGUGACUGUUGACUUGUCCAUAAUUCACCAGUAUGCCGAUUCCUCCUCCUCCCCCUCCGCCUGGACCUCCACCACCCCCCACCUUAAGCCAGGCGAACACCACACCUCCAAAACUCAGUCAAAAUGAAGUGAAAGGAAGGGGAGCUCUGCUGUCAGACAUCUGCAAAGGCACCAAACUAAAGAAGACCAGUGGGGUCAAUGACAGAAGUGCCCCUAUCAUUGAAAAGCCUGGAGGUGGAGGUGGAGGUGGAGGUGGAGGUCGAGGUGGUGGCGGUGGUGGUGGCGGAGGAGGAGGUGGUGGAGGAUUUGGAGGUGGUUCUGGGCCGAUGGCUAUGGGAGGGUUGUUCAGUGGAGGAGUGCCUAAACUACGACCAGUUGGAGACAGCUCUGUAGGACGGUCAGCGUUGCGGCCACCUGGCUCUCGCCCUGCAGUACCUCGUGUUGCGAGUCAUUCUGAACUGGACGGCUCCAGUCGUGGUGAUGGAGGUCGCUCCUCACCUCCUGAACAGACACGAAAUCACCGUCCCUCUCUGCCAGAUGUCUCCAAACCCACCAGCUCUGCAAAACCCACCAGCUCUGCUCCACCUCCACCUCCGCCAUUCAAUCGCGGUGGCAACCGCGGACCCUCUUCAGCCCAACAGAAUUCUGGGGCACAUAGUCGUGAGAAACCCCUUCCACCACCACCACCACCUGCAAGCAAGGGGCCUCCACCACCUCCAUCUUCUGCUCGUGAUGGGCAUCCUAAACAUCCCCCCCUUUCAUCUCGCUCCUCUUCAUCCUCCUCCUCUUCUUCAAACGCACCCCCACCCCCGCCUCCUUAUCGUCAGCCACCUUCUGCAAAUGGAGACCCUGCCCCUGAAUUGCCGCAGAGGCGAAACUCGCUGAACAAGAGAAGCCAUGCCAAUGCUAAUGUCCGUAGCCAGGCCCCUCCUCCUCCACCAUCUUCCCAGCAGAACAGACGACCCCCACCACCAGUACGCGAUCCAGUGGGCCGUAGCACAGCUCCUCAGGUUCCGCCUCCUGCAUCUCGUAAUGGGGUUCGGGAAACGCCACCCCCUCCACCCCCUUACCGUGGCAGCCCACAAACAUCUUCUGAACCCCCUAGUAGAGGAAAGCCCCCUCCUCUUUCCUCUACUGGACGUCAGUCUUCAGGACACACAUCUUUUCCUCCUCCUCCUCCUCCACCUGUCCGGAAUGGACAUACAUCAUCUGCCACCAGGUCUUUUUCUGAUGAUUUUGAGUCCAGGUACGACUUCCACCCUAUAGAGGACCUGCCCCCACCUGAAGAAUACAGACAUUUCCAGAAGACCUAUCCCAGCCAAAUCAACAAGGUGAGAGGUGCCCCUCCACUGCCUCCUGUUUUAGGAAGAUGAACGCCAUUCAGGGAAGAGAAGGACCUAAAAAGAUAACACAAACACACACAAAUAUGUACAUGCUGUAUACAGUACACACAAACAUUAAUUACACAUAAAAAUACAUCUAAUAAUGUGACAUCUUUCUUAGAGAAACGCUAUUAAUUCCUACAUGCUCUCUGAUUCAAACCACUCCAGAAUGCUGUACCUCUAGACCUGAAAACACUGUGCAAUAUUCCUGUGCUGCCUAGAAAAUGCACCUUCUGUUAUUGUGUCUGAUGACAGCGGCACAGUCAGAGUAGACAACUCCAGUUACCAUGAAGCUAGAUGUGUACAUUCCACCUGUUUCUUAUGACAACCAAAGAUUUUUAUUCAGUAAGAAAAUGUGUAGCACUUGUAGAUUACUGACGUCUAUGCAUAUCAGACUCAAAGUCUGUAUUUCUCUGGACAAUCAUUUUAUUGUCAUUUUUUAUUCUUACUUUAAUUAUAUUUUUUGCUUUACAAACCUAUCAGGAAUGAGGUCGUUUAAAUACUAAAAGUGUUUGCUUACACUACAAAGGCCAUGAAAUAACCUUGUUUCUUGUUCAGUGCACAGUUAUGUGUUUUCCUGGUCAGGCUACAGAAUCAGAGCCAAUAUUGUCAUAUAGUUUUAAGAGGAGAACUGAUUUUUAAAAAUAUUUUUAUUUUUAUCAGCUCUAUGUUGAAUCUAAACUACUUUAUAACUGACCAAAUAUACACUAAGUGCCAGCGGAUCUGUUUUUUUAAAACAGUGCCAUCUUUUGGCUCGUCUGUACCCUUUUUCCUGCUGGGUACCAAUGUUUUUGGGUUGUUUAUACAUUGCCUUUUUGUCAUUUUUGUUUUAAACCUAAGCUGAAUUUCAAGAAAAUAAAUUUCAGUAGAUUUUGUAUAAAACACUACAAGUUUUUCUAAUUGGCAAAUUUUAAUUAUGUUGCAUUGUAUUAUAUGAUAUAAAGUGACCAAGUGUGUUAAUAAUGUUCAGGCACUUCUGGCCGUUAAGUAUAGAAGCUACUAUUGGGAUUUGGUGACCAAUCAUUCUGACUUGUAAAUGUCAUUUUAUCUAUUUCUGAAUGUUAAAAUUUGUCAACAUAAUUGUGAAAUAAAAGGUGAGAAAGGGAA
Molecule: messenger RNA, 2937 nt
Organism: Ctenopharyngodon idella (grass carp)
Lineage: Eukaryota; Metazoa; Chordata; Actinopteri; Cypriniformes; Xenocyprididae
Gene: wipf2a
Product: WAS/WASL interacting protein family, member 2a
Exons: 8
Coding region: 481-1821 (446 amino acids)
Molecular function (GO): actin binding
Source: RefSeq, a predicted model, not a curated record